Messenger RNA from Mesorhabditis spiculigera, 1635 nucleotides. The record is from the annotation of a GenBank genome assembly. NCBI's taxonomy places the organism in Eukaryota, Metazoa, Nematoda, Chromadorea, Rhabditida, Rhabditidae.
AUGAAGUUGAUUUUAUUAUUCGCUAUAUUAACUACCUCCCUGGCUGCCUUAAAAAUCCUGAUAUUCAACCCCGCAUUCGGGUACAGCCAGUCGAGGUUCAUGGGCGUGAUUGCGGAUGUUUUGAGUGAAGCCGGGCAUGAUUUUACCGAAAUCCGGCCCACGAUUGACACGCGGCUGCUCGAUAAGUGGGUGUCGAACACGCAAAAAGUUUUGCGAUUUCCUGUGCACCCGGAAGUUGAUUCAAUCAUGACAGAUUUUUAUGGCCCGGAUGGAUUUAUGGGAUUGAUGUGGACAAUGGAUCUUGGGCCCGAUAAAGCCCAAGUGCUCGCCGUCAACAUGACCGAGAUGUUCACCCGUGCCUGCGAUCAUCUGGUGCUAGAAACCGACCUAUUCGAGCAGCUCAAAAAGGAGAAAUUUGACGUCGGGUUGAGCGAGUCGUUCGACAAUUGUGGGCACGGAAUCUUCGAGGGUAUAAAGCUAAAAAAUGUGAUUACCACCUCGAGCAUGCCAGUGAUGGACCAUCAGGCAUUGUUAUUAGGAAUACCCAGAGUUCCUAGCUACGUUCCAGGAACCCAAGCCCCAUUCUCGGACCAAAUGUCCAUCGGUCAGCGCGCCUUCAACACGCUGAUGUCACACUACGGAGCUCAGAUGUUCCUCGACAUGGCCGAAAAGCAGACGAAGGCGUUUAGGAGGAAAUUCGGCGGAGAUUUCCCUGAGAUUCAGGAUCUAAUCUCGAGCUCAGCGAUGUUAUUUACAAAUGCCCAACCCUUUCUCGAUUUUCCGAGACCAACAAUUCACAAAGUCGUCGACCUGGGCGGUAUACACAUUAAUGAGACAGUUGUGGAUGAGAAUAAGGAUUUCGACAAAAUUCUCUCGAGAAAGCCGAAAACCGUCUUGAUCUCCUUCGGUUCGGUCGCCAAAUCCUAUUUGAUGCCUGAUAGUUAUAAGAAGUCAAUUAUUACGGCUGUCAAAUCACUGCCAGACGUCCAAUUCAUUUGGAAGUACGAGGAGGACGACCUCAAGUCGUGGGACCUGCCGGAAAACCUGUAUUUGAGCAAAUGGGUUCCGCAGGCGUCGCUUUUAGCUGAUCCUCGUCUGAAGCUAUUCGUCACGCACGGAGGACUGGCAAGCGUAACAGAAGUUGCCUAUAGUGGAAUGCCAGCCAUCGUGGUCCCUCUUUUUGCUGAUCAACCCCGAAACGCCUACAUGAUCGCCAGGCAGCAAUCAGCCGAGGUUUUCUCGAAAUUCGAUCUAGACAAACCGGAAAAAUUUGCUGCGGUCAUUAGAAAAAUCCUAGUGGAUUCAAGGUACCAAGAAAAAGCCACUUUCUUAUCUGAACUCUUGAAAAAUUCCCCAUUCACGCCAAAGGAACUAUUGCUGCGCAACGUGGAGUUUGUGGCCAGAUUCGGCGCCCUGCCCCAACUCGAUCCCUACGCGAGACACCUCACCUUCGUCCACGUACCCGGAAGCCGUCCGAGCGGAGAAUCCCGAACAUACCGGGCCCAAGAUGGAGCUCCACAACUGACACCGUGCAUGAUGCGCCGGCCAUUUGUUUGCUUCGCCUACGAUGCCCUGAACAAGCCGUACCCCAAAUUCCCACCGAACGAGAUCCCUGAAAAAACGCAAAAGGCAUGU